Messenger RNA from Peromyscus leucopus (white-footed mouse), 798 nucleotides. It is a transcript of the gene Tagln2, whose product is annotated as transgelin 2. The transcript has 5 exons. Gene Ontology annotation, molecular function: protein binding. Bases 136 to 735 code for a protein of 199 amino acids. The record is from RefSeq and is a predicted model, not a curated record. NCBI's taxonomy places the organism in Eukaryota, Metazoa, Chordata, Mammalia, Rodentia, Cricetidae.
UCUGAGGCGGGACCCUCCAGAAAACUCUAAGCCCGGCCGGGUCUUGAGCUCCACUCGCCUCUGCAGCCCCUGACGUGCGUGUGUGCACUUGCCCAGCCCGCUUGGACGCUCUUCACCGUCACCACAGCUGUCAGAAUGGCCAACCGGGGACCUUCCUAUGGCCUGAGCCGAGAGGUGCAGCAGAAGAUUGAGAAGCAAUACGAUGCGGAUCUGGAGCAGAUCCUGAUCCAGUGGAUUACCACUCAGUGCCGCAAGGAUGUGGGCCGGCCCCAGCCCGGGCGUGAGAACUUCCAGAACUGGCUCAAGGAUGGCACGGUGCUGUGUGAGCUCAUUAAUUCACUAUACCCUGAGGGGCAGGCCCCAGUAAAGAAGAUUCAGGCCUCUGGUAUGGCCUUUAAGCAGAUGGAGCAGAUCUCCCAGUUCCUGCAGGCCGCUGAGCGCUACGGCAUUAACACCACUGACAUCUUUCAAACUGUGGAUCUCUGGGAAGGAAAGAACAUGGCUUGCGUGCAGCGGACGCUAAUGAACCUGGGUGGGCUGGCGGUAGCCAGGGAUGAUGGGCUAUUCUCUGGGGAUCCCAACUGGUUUCCUAAGAAAUCCAAGGAGAACCCUCGGAACUUCUCGGACAACCAGUUGCAAGAGGGCAAGAAUGUGAUCGGACUUCAGAUGGGCACCAACCGUGGAGCAUCUCAGGCAGGCAUGACCGGCUAUGGGAUGCCACGCCAGAUCCUCUGAUCAGACAUCCCCCCUGCCCCUGCCCUCCAUGAAUGGUUAAUAUAUAUGUAUAUAUAAGUUUUA